GUUGACGACGAGGGGACAGGGAAAAACCUCGCCUACCAGAAAAGCAUCGAGUACAACGAUCCUGCCUUCGGGCUGACGACCGUGGAAUUUGUGAUGUUCUUGCUGCUCAUUACGCUCCUUUGGGGGCUUGCAGCUGUUGAGGAGUACCGCAUCAUCAUCGUUUGGUGGAAUGUUCUCGUUUCCUUGCCUACGGUGGCAGAGAAGGAGCCGUGCCUCGCGAACAAAAUCGCAGACGAGGAAGAAAGCAGCCUUGAAGUUCGUGGACUUCACCGUCGAAGUCGCUGGCUCAUCGUCGCCUGCAACCUCCUUCCCAGAAGUAUACUUCAGAACUUGAUCUUUGUGGUGGGUAUCCAAUACCUUCUCUCCGUCAACAAUAUUUCCGACCUGAUUCUGAAUAGCCUGGCCCUGACUUUCCUGGUCACCGUAGACGAGAUGAUCUUCGGAGCUUUUGCAACGCAGCAGGAUGCAACAAUCAUGCGGCAGACGCUGCCCAUGCGAGGGCGAUCGAUCCGAUGGGUGGACAAG
Molecule: messenger RNA, 525 nt
Organism: Symbiodinium pilosum
Lineage: Eukaryota; Dinophyceae; Suessiales; Symbiodiniaceae
Source: the annotation of a GenBank genome assembly